AUGGAAGACUUAAUGGCGCCCGCUCGACCAGUUCGAAGAUCAACGGGGAUCAAGGUGAUCAAGAUGAUCAAAGUUUUCGAGGAUUUUCAAGAAGGAGCAGAGAUUUUCGCGGCGUCAGAGUCAUCUACCCUGGUCAGCCGGCGCUUUGUGUCCGCGCAGUACUCUCGAAUCAUUGUCACUGCAGCGUCUCCCCCUACAGAGAUGAAAGUUGCAAUUUUCGUAAUUUUCGUGGCCGUGGAUGCUACUGAUCUGGAAAUGCUGAAGGAAUGGAAGGAUUAUGAACUGGAACAGUGCGACGGCCCUCCUUCAACUGACGACUUCUACCAAUGUUUUUCGUACUUGUGGAACUACGAGUUGGUGAACAUGGAACUUCUGCACUCUGAACCUCCUAUAAUCGCUUAUCGUGAUUUGCUGCCAAGAGAGCAUGUCAAACGGUUUCUUGCUGAUGUUGAAACAGAACAGAAAAAAUCUCAAAAGGAUCUGAAAGGUCCCCCGUAUGCCACAGAAAUUACAAUUGGACUUAGGGCAAAAGAUGGAGCACGGCGAGUGUUUGAAAGGAUAUCUCGGCUAAUUCCUUUCAUCGAUUUCAAAAACAGUGAUCCAUGGCAGGUGCUAAUUUUCAAAAGAAACGACCAUUUCGCUCCGCGCCAUGAAUAUCUGGAGACCAGUGCUGGAGAAGAGCUGGAUGCAUUCACGAAAAAGCAUGGAAACCGAUUUGCAGCAUUUUCCAUAACACUGGAAAAACCGGAAAGUGGAGGAAAACAUGUCUUUCCAAUUACAUCGAACACAUGUGAAAUGGAAGUCGGAGAUGCGCUAUUGUGGAUCAACGUGGAUGUGGAUAGAAAUAAGGAGUUUUCAAUGAUUCACGGAGACUGCCCGGUGAAGGAAGGGACGAAAAUUACAGCGACUCUUCGAAUCCGCGAAAACGGACAGUACCUUUUGAUGUCUUCAUAUCCAGGGGGAUUUUACAACUACGAUAUGAUUGUUGCUCCUAAUCUCCAAUACGCUGGAAUGUGUAUGGAAUAG
Messenger RNA from Necator americanus (New World hookworm), 1026 nucleotides. RefSeq lists its product as uncharacterized. The record is from RefSeq and is a predicted model, not a curated record. Gene Ontology annotation, cellular component: endoplasmic reticulum. Gene Ontology annotation, biological process: peptidyl-proline hydroxylation to 4-hydroxy-L-proline. Gene Ontology annotation, molecular function: procollagen-proline 4-dioxygenase activity; iron ion binding; L-ascorbic acid binding. The transcript has 8 exons. NCBI's taxonomy places the organism in Eukaryota, Metazoa, Nematoda, Chromadorea, Rhabditida, Ancylostomatidae. The coding region runs from base 1 to 1026 and encodes 341 amino acids.